AUGUCCAUGUUUCCAGGAACAGUGGCCUUUGAUGAGUAUGGGCGUCCAUUUAUUAUCUUAAGGGACCAAGAAAACCAAAAACGGCUCACCGGUAUCGAUGCCUUAAAAUCUCACAUCCAAGCCGCGCGUCAGAUAGCAGGCAUCCUGCGCACGUCGCUCGGUCCUAGAGGCUUGGACAAGAUGAUGGUGUCUUCAGACGGAGAGGUGACUGUCACUAACGACGGAGCGACCAUCCUCAAGCUGAUGGACGUGGAGCACCAGAUAGGGAAACUGAUGGUGCAGCUGGCACAGAGUCAAGACGAUGAGAUUGGGGAUGGAACUACUGGGGUCGUGGUGUUGGCUGGUGCCUUGUUAGAGCAGGCCUCAAAUCUAUUAGACAAGGGCAUACAUCCCAUCAGAAUUGCCGAUGGGUUUGAAAUGGCUGCGGCAACCGCUGUAGCACACUUGGACAGUAUCAGCGAGCCAUUCCCCGUCAACAAAGACACAAGGGAGCACCUCAUCAAAGUAGCUAUGACUACGCUCGGCAGUAAAGUAGUGGUGAAGUGUCACCGGCUCAUGGCUGAGAUAGCCGUUGAUGCGAUCCUAUCUGUGGCUGAUUUGGAGAAGAGAGACGUGAACUUUGAGUUGAUUAAAGUGGAGGGUAAGGUUGGAGGUCGGAUGGAGGACUCUCAGUUAGUGAGGGGCGUCGUUAUAGACAAGACUAUGAGCCAUCCACAGAUGCCCAAGGAACUCAAGGAUGUCAAGCUAGCCAUCCUCACAUGUCCGUUCGAGCCCCCCAAGCCCAAGACCAAACACAAGCUGCAGGUUGGCUCGGCCGAGGAGUACAGAGACCUGAGGAAAUAUGAACACGACAAGUUCUUGGAGAUGGUGCGCAGAGUUAAGGAGGCGGGGGCUACUCUAGCCAUUUGUCAGUGGGGCUUCGACGACGAGGCCAAUCACCUGCUGUUGUCUGAGCAGCUGCCGGCCGUGCGCUGGGUCGGCGGGCCCGAGAUGGAGCUCAUAGCGAUCGCCACGGGAGGGAGGAUCGUGCCUCGCUUUGAGGAACUGUCGCCGGACAAGCUGGGGUACUGUGGACUGGUUAAGGAACUCACGUUCGGCACGACCAAGGACGAGAUGCUGGUGAUCACGGAGUGCCGCAACUCGCGCGCCGUCACGGUCAUGGUGCGCGGCGGCUCCAGGGUCAUCGUGGAGGAGGCCAAGCGGUCCGUGCACGACGCGCUCUGUAUAGUGAGGGCGCUGGUGCAGGACUCCCGCGUGGUGUACGGCGGCGGGUCGGCGGAGGUGUCCUGCUCGCUGGCCGUUGCUCGCGCGGCUGACAAGCUCUCCUCGCUGGAUCAGUACGCGUACAGAGCGUUCGCGGACGCGCUGGAGGCCGUGCCGCUAGCACUGGCUGAGAACAGUGGUCUGUCUCCGAUUGAUUCUCUGUCCGAGGUGAAGGCUCGUCAGGCCGCUGAAGGAAAGACAUAUCUUGGAAUAGACUGUAUGGGACAUGGUUCCAACGACAUGAAGGCCCUAUCAGUGAUUGAGUCUCUUCACUCCAAACGUCAACAAAUCUGCCUCGCCACCCAGCUGGUCAAGAUGAUACUGAAGAUAGACGACGUACGCUCACCAGCAGACCAGGAGUAG
This is a messenger RNA of Danaus chrysippus (African queen), 1626 nucleotides long. The record is from the annotation of a GenBank genome assembly. NCBI's taxonomy places the organism in Eukaryota, Metazoa, Arthropoda, Insecta, Lepidoptera, Nymphalidae.